Ictidomys tridecemlineatus (thirteen-lined ground squirrel) is the source of this 2438-nucleotide messenger RNA. RefSeq names its product zinc finger protein 157 (gene Znf157). Gene Ontology annotation, biological process: embryo development; regulation of transcription by RNA polymerase II. The record is from RefSeq and is a predicted model, not a curated record. Gene Ontology annotation, molecular function: DNA-binding transcription factor activity, RNA polymerase II-specific; RNA polymerase II cis-regulatory region sequence-specific DNA binding. Gene Ontology annotation, cellular component: nucleus. Lineage: Eukaryota; Metazoa; Chordata; Mammalia; Rodentia; Sciuridae.
GAUUGUACCAUCCUGAGUCCUUUCCCCUCUUGCUCAAUGUAUCUACUUGAGAGCUAAGGGUACACCUCCCUAUGCUCCCGGAAGGAAAGGCAACUUUGUUUUGCUAAACUUUGUACCGAUCUACAGAAUCCAUUUCCAAAGUCCAGCGUCUACCGGAAGCUUGCCUUCGCCAGGCUUCUACACCUGAACACCCCCGUUGAUCCCGCCUUCUACGGAACAGCCCGCUGUACGGAAUUGGGCGCAAAUAUGGCGGCUCUCAUGGAGAGAAGCCCUAGCGCGGCCAUGUUGAUCUCCUGAUAACGCCAUUCAUGGCCAAAGUCUCUGCCGAUCCGUAACAACACCUUGUUCAAGUGAUUUCUUGAUGUCUCUGUGGAGCCAUUGAGCCUUAUACCUUACUGGAGGCUGCAGAAUUGUCUGCAUAUGGACAUCUCCCCAGCUUUGGAAGGGGGACUGAGGUCCAGGAUGAACAUGCCAGCUAAUGGGAAAUCACCACAGAGGUUCCCUACACAGAUUCCAGGAGAACCUGGAAGACCAUUUGAGGGGUCCGUGUCAUUUGAGGAUGUGGCUGUGGAUUUCACCCGACAAGAGUGGCACAGACUGGACCCUGCUCAGAGGACCAUGCACAAGGAUGUGAUGCUGGAGACCUACAGCAACCUGGCAUCCGUGGCUCAUGAAGAUGCACCUUCCUCCUUCAUCAGAGGCCCCAAAGCUCAGACAUCUUGGCCCACGUCCUGUGCCAUUUCCCAUUAACAGGCCUCUGCGUGGCCAAACCAGAGAUGAUCUUCAAAUUGGAGCGAGGAGAAGAACUGUGGAUAUUAGAGGAGGAAUCUUCAGAUCAUGGUUACUCAGGAUCUCUCUCGCUACUGUGUGGCAACAGCUCUGUUGGGGCUAAUGCCCUCAGGCUGGAUAACAGCCUGCUUCAGCAUCAGCGUCUUCACAGUUUGCAUCAAAACAUUGAAUAUAAUGGAUGUGGGAAAGGCUUCCACCAGGAAACCGGCUUCCUUCAACAGAAAAGAACACACACUGGAGAUAAAAGCUUUGAAUGUCAUGAAUGUGGGAAGGCAUACUGCAGGAAAUCAAACCUGGUUGAACAUCUGCGAAUACACACAGGGGAAAAACCUUAUGAAUGUGGCGACUGUGCCAAAACCUUCAGUGCCAGAUCAUACCUCAUUGCCCAUCAGAAAACUCACACGGGGGAGAAGCCUUUCGAAUGCCCUGAAUGUGGGAAAUCUUUUGGCCGGAAGUCACAACUCAUUUUACACAGGAGAACCCACACAGGAGAGAGACCCUAUGAAUGUACAGAAUGUGGGAAAACCUUUUCCGAGAAGGCAACUCUCACCAUCCACCAGAGGACCCACACGGGGGAGAAACCCUACAAGUGUAGUGAAUGUGGGAAACCAUUUCGUGUCAAGAUAGCCCUCACCCAGCACCAGAGAACUCACACGGGGGAGAAACCCUAUGAAUGUGGGGAAUGUGGGAAAAAUUUCCGGGCAAAGAAAUCCCUAAAUCAACAUCAGAGCAUUCACACAGGGGAGAAACCUUAUGAAUGUGCAGAAUGUGGGAAGUUCUUCCGAAUGAAGAUGACUCUCAAUAACCAUCAGAGGAUCCACACCGGUGAGAAACCCUAUCAGUGCAAUGAAUGUGGGAAAGCUUUCAGUGUGCACUCCUCUCUUGGGGUCCAUCAGAGAAUUCACACGGGAGAGAAGCCUUACCAAUGCAACAAAUGUGGUUACGCCUUCUACGUGAAAGCACGUCUCAUCGAGCAUCAGCGAAGACAUUCGGGAGAGAAACCCUAUGAAUGCACUGAGUGUGGGAAGAUCUUUAGCAUGAGGAAGUCCCUUCGGCAGCACCGGAGAACGCACACAGGAGAGAAACCGUAUGAAUGCAGUGAGUGUGGAAAUGCCUUCUACGUGAAAGCCCGUCUCAUUGAGCAUCAGCGAAUUCACACGGGGGAGAGACCCUUUGAAUGUCAAGAGUGCGGGAAGGCUUUCUGCCGGAAGGCACACCUCACGGAACACCAGAGAACUCACUUAGGCCGGCCCUUGCCAUGUGCAAUAGAAAAAGCCCCUCCCUAAAGACCCUCCCCACCCCUGGAUCAAGCCCCUUGGGGCAUCUGAUUACCAGAGCACUCAGAAUACCCCUGUCAUGUCCUGGCACCUAGCUUGGUGGAAAGCUAGUUCCUGACCCUCUUAGGGGGCAGCUCCUUGUUAUUUUCAUUUGUAUUUCCCCAGUUGGUGGUGAAGUUGAAUAUCUUAUCCAUUUGGCCCUUCAGGUUUUUCCUUCCAUGUAUUGACUGUUCACACUCUUUCCUCACUGAUUAUUUAGUACUGAGAAUUGAACCCAUGGGCACUUUACCACUGAGCCACAGCCACAGUCCUUUUUUAUUUUGAGACAGUGUUUCACUAGGCUUCUAAGGCUGGCCUUGAACUUGCCUCAGC